GUCGCAUCGCCGCCGCAUGUCGAAGCUCUUCAAAAGUCGCAAGAAGCGCGACACGUCCAUCUCGGCCUCUGCAAGCCGCGAGGACCUGUCCUUUCUCGACCCCGACGAGCCUGUCCCGCCUGUUCCUGAGCUCAAGCGGCCCGGCAUCAACCAACCAUACCAGAGCGACGACUCGCUGGGCCUGGCAAAGAGCGUUGCCAGCAGCCUGCUCACCGACGACUCCGACUCCGAAACCCCACCUCCUCAAAAACGUCCCGGCAUCUCACCACACCAAUCCCAUGCCGGUCUCUUGACACUCUCUUCGCCUCUCAUAGCCUCCGAGACGGUCGACUCCACCAACUCUGCAGAUGCGACACUCGUAAAUUCCCUGGUCUCGACCGAGGAGAGCAACGCCAAACCCGCCAACACCACCGACAUCUCUGGAAAUAAACGGGGUGUGUCGCCAGUUGGAAAGCUCCGGGAAGCAUUCACGCCCAACCGCAGAACGACCACAGGUCCAGUGGUUCCCAAGGUUAGCACCGAGACAGAGACUGCAAGGCCAAGCACAAGCGGAGGUGGUAUUGGUUCAUUUUUUGGAGCAAAGAAGCGUGACGCCAAAGUUGCCGAUGAUUCCCUUCUAGCCUCACCACCACAGAUUCUCAUAGACGGAGAGACACGAUCGAGUCCAUCCCCCCGAUCCGCGGCUCCCAAGCGUAUUAUUACAGCCAAUCUACCUGCAGCAUCCUCGAAUUUAAUCGAUGCCCCCAAGACCUUCAUAACUCCACCCACGCCAACUGAUGGAAACGCGUCUUCGCCUACCGAGUCAAUACAUUCCGACCACGGCCCCAAGUCUGCUGCUGCGCAGUCAAUUUCCAACGAAGCCGCCCCUUCAUCGGGGAGUAUGAUAGCGCACAGACGCGUACGAUCAGCGACAAACCCUCCGAGCAAGCUAUCUCAAUCGUCUAUCCCGCCCCUAACUCCUCAUCCUGAAGAAGCAAAAACCCCUGGAGGAACUGCCGUCUUGCCAUCUUCUCCUGGUGUAUCUGGUGGUUUCUUUGCUUCCAUAUUUUCUGCUGCGCAGAACGCUGCUAGCAACAUUACCGACACCAUUGCAAUCAAUCAAAACGCUAAGAACAAAGCCAGCCAACAACAGCAAAAGGAGGACAAGGAGACUGAAGACGGCGGUGAGGAAGUCAUUGGACCAGCCAACGCUAGUGCGGUUACAACAGAAGGCGCUGCGCAGCGUAGACCCGCUGUUGAAACUCUUGGCUCUGGAAACCUAAGCCUCGAACAACUCGGCAUUACUGACAACAAAGACACCAGCCCCAUGUCUUCUGCAGCAAACGUAGCUAUGCAGACGGACGAGGCUUCUGCAAAGUCUGAGGACAGGGCUGCUGCUCAAGCAGUCUCGGCCGCAUACGCAGGCGACAAGCCCCCGUCGAUAGCCAGCGAGCGCCCACGGUCGCUGACUGCCGUCUCUGCUCAAUCAGGAAACGGCGCUGCCACUCCUCCCCGACAAACCGAGUUAACCGACUCACCAGCAUCGAUACAACGACAGGGCAGCGUUCGUAGUCGUAUAAGCGCCGGCAGACGGAGACGGCACAGGGGCAGCUCCGCUACCACAGGAAAUACACUGGGUGGAGUCAUUAGUGCAAGUACAAGUACUCUAGCUCCAAGUGCCGCACUGCAAAGCCAGCGGUUGAAUGGAACUGGUUUUGCAGUUGCACCGCCCAGAAGAAACAAGGAAUUCCACAAUCUGUUCAAGAGCGUUCCCGAGGACGAUUAUCUGAUCGAGGACUAUAGUGCAGCCCUCCAGAAGGAAAUCUUGCUCCAUGGACGCUUAUAUGUUUCAGAAGGCCAUUUGUGUUUUUCUAGUAACAUCUUGGGAUGGGUCACCAACCUGGUCAUCAGCUUCGACGAGGUUGUGUCUGUUGAGAAAAAGUCCACUGCUGUCCUGUUUCCCAAUGCUAUAGUCAUCCAGACACUUCACGCUCGUAACGUAUUCGCCUCGUUCCUGUCGCGAGACUCGACCUACGACCUCAUCAUUGGCAUCUGGAAGAUAUCUCAUCCCAAUCUCAAGUCAUCCCUCAACGGUGUCACCCUGGACAGAUCGGGCGGCACUGGCGACAAGACGGAGAAAGCAGAGUCAGUCCCCAGUGACAACGAAUCCAGCCAAGAUUCAGAUGACGAGGUAUACGACGAAGACGCCGAGGAAGAUGACGGUAUAGGUAGUUUCACAGAGCCUGGCGAGGGUAGCGUGACCGGCAGCGAAGCCGGCUCUGCUGUGCCUGUCGAAACGACACGAAAGGUCAGCGGCGCAGUAGCACAGGCUUAUGGUGGCGGUGGAGACACUGCCGACGCUGCCAAAGCUGCAACUAAUGGGGCUGCUUCUGCUGCACAGGAUUUCCCUGGUCCAGCUGCACAUGGACCUAGCGAGUGCGGUGACAAUGAUCAACAUUAUGACAAACUGCUUAUUGACACUACUAUUCCCGCGCCUCUGGGAAAGGUGUACAGCUUGAUGUUCGGUCCUGCUUCUGGUGCAUUUAUGCGCAGGUGGUUGGUCGAUGAUCAAAAGUCUACUGACUUGCAAAUGGAAGACGACAAGAAGGGCCUGGGCGAAGACUCAAAAACCUUCAACUAUUCCUACAUCAAGCCACUGAAUGCCCCUGUAGGCCCACGACAAACCAAAUGCAACAUUUCCAUGAACUUGGAACAGUUCGACUUGGAGAAAGCUGUGAGUGUACAAUGCAGCACAGCAACUCCAGAUGUGCCCAAUGGAAGCAUAUUCCUCACCAAAACGCGAUACUGUCUGAUGUGGGGACCGGGAAAUAGCACACGCCUGAUCAUGACAUUUACUGUCGAAUGGAGCGGAAAGAGUUGGCUAAAGGGCCCUAUCGAGAAAGGUGCGAAUGAUGGUCAAAUGUCAUACGCCACCUCCCUUACUGCUGCUCUUCGCACUGCUGUGAGCGCUGCUAAAGCCGGCGGUGGCAAAACUAUGGGCAAGGGAGGAAAGGGCAGGAAACGCUCCAAAGGUAAUCUCUUGGAUGAUGCACCCGCACCAACGUCAGUUGCUGCUCCAGUCAGCCAAUCCAAGGAAAGCAACUGGGGCGUAUUGGAACCUCUUCGCAGUUUGCUCGGCCCACUAGCCGAUGUGCUAGAGUCGAUCUUCACCCCACAAGUCAUCAUCUUCAUCCUCGGAGCGCUCCUCAUGUACACCUGGCUUUUCCGUGGUACUACAGGAGUCACCGGCCCGAACCAGUGGUCAACUGCUCAGAGACAGGUGGCGUACGAAGAGAUUUGGCGUCAUGAAGAGUCUGAUCUAUGGGCCUGGCUCGAAGAGAGGGUCGCGUUGGAUCGGGUUCAAAGCUCCGUUGUCACCGGUGCGAGACUUCAGCCGGAAGUCGAUACGCAGAAGCGAAUUUCGCCCAGAGACAUGAAAGAGAGGGACAUGGACGAAGCCAUUCGUGUGACUGAAGAGAAGCUGAAGGCACUGAAAGAUGCCGUCAUCCGUCAGCGCUCAGAGUCGCGCACUGCGAGCCCGAAAGAGGAGCAGACGUAGGCUGCGACCGAACGAGUGCCCAACAGGUGGGCCACUGACUCUUAAAACAAGGGCGCGCCCUUGGUGUAAAUUAUGCAAGACUUCGCAUGGCGACGGCGUCUCUUAUUAUUUCCCUUUUGUAUUUCUUGUUAGGCCGGUAUCCCUUGGCGCAUCGGUUGGCGCUAGGCCCUGAGAUUUGCAUUUGAACUUUCUUCUUUCCAUUACUCAUCAUACAGCGAAGCAACGCCAACAACGCCAUGUUCUGUUUCGUUUGUGUUUCCAAAACUGUUUUUAACAACCACACGCCUCAUGCAACUACAACGUAAAGUUGCUUUUCGUAUUCUUUCUUGACAAUAAACAGAGUCGUUUUCUCUUUUGAUCAAUUGGUUGGUUGGUAGAUUCGUCCUUGUUUUACUAGUCCUUGCAAACACGUGAACACUCAUUCCCUCAUUUGUCGAUCUACUCUAUUUUGCUUUUCUCUGAAUCAGACAAACGUGCAUUG
Messenger RNA from Bipolaris maydis ATCC 48331, 4019 nucleotides. RefSeq lists its product as uncharacterized. Gene Ontology annotation, molecular function: sterol transfer activity; sterol binding. Gene Ontology annotation, biological process: intracellular sterol transport. The record is from RefSeq and is a predicted model, not a curated record. Lineage: Eukaryota; Fungi; Ascomycota; Dothideomycetes; Pleosporales; Pleosporaceae. Gene Ontology annotation, cellular component: mitochondrion; plasma membrane; cortical endoplasmic reticulum.